CCAAACCGAAGAUGCUCCGAAUAAGUUCUACAACGCUCUCCCUCCCUCAAUUCUCGAUACCAGCCCACCUCCAAGCCCUCCGCGCCGCAACCGCCCUGGGGAACGGCACCGUACCCACAUCCUUCACCCGCAGCAUGGCGAAAAAGUCAAAAAAGGGCGCUCCCACUGACAUUCGAGUUAGAUUAAUCCGCUACUCCCUUUACCAUCCCAGAACUCCCCGCCCGCUUCGAUUUGGCACAAUGCGCAUGCUCCGGCACUGGACGAUCCAUCGCGCGUGGAAACUGUUUCAGGCCGCGCAGCGGAAGGAGCGGGAGCACGAGCUUGAGAGGCAGUACAAUAAGAUGAGAGAUGCCUGCGAGGAAUUGAGGCUUACGAGUCAGGGGCUUUACGAGAGAGCGGUUGCCAAGUCGACUUUUAGGUAUCCGAUUGUGGAGUUUAGGAUCCCGACGGAUACGCCGGCGAAGGGUGGAUGGAAUCACGAGUGGAAGAGGGGGUGAGUGGGGCGAUUGUGGUGAGGAGGGGAGGAGGGAAGGGGUGUAUAUAUAUAGAGAGAGAUGGAGGCGUGAAUAGAUUCAGAAGGUUUGGAUGAUAGUUGAGGAUUAUGCUAAGGAAUAUGGGUUGCUUUGCGAGGAUGUUGCUGCCGUAGGUGGUGGGGCAGUUUUUCUUGAGAAUGCGCAACCGUUUGUAGCUUUUUUGCCGAAUGUAUCUUUUCGACAACUCG
This is a messenger RNA of Tuber melanosporum (Perigord truffle), 721 nucleotides long. RefSeq lists its product as uncharacterized. Gene Ontology annotation, biological process: mitochondrial translation. The coding region runs from base 135 to 497 and encodes 120 amino acids. The transcript is spliced from 2 exons. Gene Ontology annotation, molecular function: structural constituent of ribosome. The record is from RefSeq and is a predicted model, not a curated record. Lineage: Eukaryota; Fungi; Ascomycota; Pezizomycetes; Pezizales; Tuberaceae.